AAGAAACGAAAGUGUAGUACGGUUUGAAACAUGUUCCUCCGACUGAUUUUAAUCUCAACGAUUUUUAGCUUCGUUUAUAUACGAAGUAUCGAGUCUCGUGAACUUCAACCUUUACCGAUACUCCACGUUAAACUACGUUCUCAUACCGACAUGGACACCGAGCCUAGCAAAACCAUGGAACAGAAGCUAACGCCAGAGUACAGCUCGCAAGAAAAUCUUCACGUACUUCACGUGGCUGCAACUUCCGAGAAUGAGAAUACUACGAUACGGCCGAGCCAAAUACCGGCUGUCGACCAUGAUAGCACGCAUCUUGGAAUGAAACACCCAAAGAAGAGAGCAACGAAUUACAAAGAAGAUAGACAGAUAGAUAUACGACCUGGUUGUUGUGGAUAG
Molecule: messenger RNA, 393 nt
Organism: Dufourea novaeangliae
Lineage: Eukaryota; Metazoa; Arthropoda; Insecta; Hymenoptera; Halictidae
Exons: 2
Coding region: 31-393 (120 amino acids)
Source: RefSeq, a predicted model, not a curated record